Lachancea lanzarotensis is the source of this 3390-nucleotide messenger RNA. RefSeq names its product LALA0S13e02652g1_1 (gene PAN2). The coding region runs from base 1 to 3390 and encodes 1129 amino acids. Lineage: Eukaryota; Fungi; Ascomycota; Saccharomycetes; Saccharomycetales; Saccharomycetaceae. Gene Ontology annotation, molecular function: protein binding; poly(A)-specific ribonuclease activity; nucleic acid binding. The transcript has a single exon. Gene Ontology annotation, biological process: mRNA processing; nuclear-transcribed mRNA poly(A) tail shortening. The record is from RefSeq and is a predicted model, not a curated record. Gene Ontology annotation, cellular component: P-body; PAN complex.
AUGAACAACUGGCGGCUCACUUACCGUACGCCAGCUGAUCUUACCGAGCAUUUGAGAAAGCCGUAUUUGCUGUAUGACGAGCGUAAUAAAGAUGUGACUAAACUCAUAUUCGAUGAACACGCCAACCUUUUGUGGGCUGGAGACACGUAUGGUAGAGUCUCUUCUUAUGAUCCGGCCUAUUCGCUAUACACACGACAUGCAGGGCAUAUUGGUGGUAAUGCCGUCGUAGAUAUGCUCAGUCAUCCGAGCGGCGUCAUAUCUCUUAGCACAGACUCGUUGAAUUUCGCUAGCAGACGGGGAGUAACGAGGCUUAAUCUAACGAACGCGGAUGUGGCACAGCUUAGUGACAUGCGGGCAAUGUGCUAUGCCGGAAGCGGCGGCAACCACGUUUUUUGCGGCGGAAUUAACCCCGGAAGCGGACUCAUCGACAUCGAUCUUCAAAAGGGAGCUCUUUCACGCAACAUCGAUUAUGCUUCCAAAGUCAAGCUUUUGCGUUCCGACAGUAAAACUUUGCUCAUAGGCAAGCAAAGCGGAUCUAUUGAUCUACUGGAUCAAAACUCCAACCAGCUUAUCAGAUCCUUUGCAGGCCACUCGGCAACCAUCUCAGAUAUGGAUUACAGAGACCAUACGCUAGUGACCGUAGGAAUGUCUAAACGAUUCAACCAAUUGUGUUCAGAUCCUUUCGUGAAUGUUUACGACUUGCGAAUGAUGCGUCAGUUAACACCAGUCGCAUUCUCAUACAAUCAACCCAUAAACACACCCGGAAGCGCGGGCGCUGACUUUGUGCGACUUCAUCCAAUACUACCGACUGUUAUGACAGUUGCAUCCGUAUCGGGUGCUUUUGAUUUUAUAGACCUCGCGAACCCCACGUUAAGGAGUCAGUACUGCCAUCCCUGUCACUCUAUCUCACAAUUCCAGCUUUCCUCGAGCGGUGAUUACAUUGCUUUACUAGAGCACGAUAACAACGUAACCACAUGGACACGAUCGAAAGAAAUGACCGGCUUUACGAAUGGCCCUACUGUGUUGGAAUAUGCAGACUUCCCGGAUGAUAAAUAUUCGCCAUCUGAAACGGAUGUUGACGAUGUCAAUUUUCCUCUCAGUUCUGUCGGAAUGCCAUACUACUCAGAGAAACUACUGUCGGCAUGGCCUCAUACCAUUUUCAGAAGCAAUGGAACGAUUCCGAGACGAAUAAACAUUGAAAUACCCAAUACACAGCAAGUCACUUCGCAGUUGUUCCAAAGAUCCAGUUCACAACAACGACCUUUUCAACCAUUACCUUAUAAUGCGAGUAAGUUCGGACCUCGGAAUAUGGUGAAGCCUUACAAGUCUCUUAGAGAAAGAAAGAAAAAGCUUUUGAUAUCAGACGAAGACGGUACAGACAAGAAAGAUUUGAUGAGAUAUAAGGCUUCAAAUGAGUUUGAAGUGCCUCCUGCAUAUGCAAAGCUGCAAAUGGUCUACGGGAAGUACGGGGUAGAAGACUUCGAUUUCAAAGCAUUCAAUGAAACACACCUCUCGGGGCUGGAGUCUGACAUUGACAAUUCUUACACUAAUGCGGUGCUGCAGAUGUACAGGUUUGUUCCAGAAUUUUACAAUUUUGUUGUUAGCUGCUUAAAAGAUGACCCUUGGUCAGAAAAUUCGCUAUUGGCAGAAUUAGGCUAUCUUUAUGAUAUGAUGGAUAAAGCUGGUGGCACCGUUUGUCGUGCAUCAAACUUUCAGAAAACUCUAACGUCUUUCAAAGAUGUUGGAAAACUCGGGCUGUUGUGUAAUUCCCUUGUUACCAGCCUUGAGAAGUCGUUUACUGGGUUGGAAAUUCAGGACCAAACACAACCGGUGGAUCUGGAAGCAUUUGGAGUAUCCUUAGCCUGUGAUGUACCACAGAGAUUUAACGACUUCUUUAUACAAAAGCUGAUUUCUGAAGAAGUUGACAAAAAGAAGAAUUCAUCUUACAGUAUCGUCAUGAAGGAGCUCUUUGGUUUCAAUCUGGAAAUUGAGACGCGCAGCAUAUCCUCGUGUGGAAGUUACGAAAAGCAAACCUCCAAUAAGUCAACGCUCAUCAUCAAGAGCCCAACUGGCAAUAAUCCCAAGUACUCCAAUAAAAAGCUCUCGAAUCAGACUAUCUUGCCUUAUAUUGAGUCAUCCAUGAACAGGUUUAAACAUGAAAAGGCCAUUUGCGGAAAAUGUAAAAAGCCAGAAAAUGUUGAGUUCGAGUUUACCGUCAAAAACCUUCCUCCUCUUCUAUCCUUAAACAUCAAUUUGUCUAACGAUGAGUGGACAAUCGCAAAGACUGUGAAGAAUUGGCUAGCUAAAGAGUUUUAUGCAACACUUUCAAAAGACAGACCAAUUUUGAAGCUGCAACCUACUGACCUCAAAACUAAUACCGCAAUUUUCAAAUAUGAGCUUACAGCGUAUGUGGCGAGAAUUGCGGACGACCUGACGGAACCGCAUUUGGUAACGUACGUUAGGGUUUGCGAUUCAACGUUUAAGAAAGGAAAGUGGUUUAUGAUCAACGACUUUUUGGUCGUUGAGGUGGAUGAGGAAGAGGCGCUCAACAUUUCACCCUGGUGGAAAACUCCUGAAAUUUUGGUGUAUUCCGACGCCGAAGAAUUACGCAAACCAUUUGUUCCUGCUUCACAUUUCCGCAUUGAUCAUAGUAUUCUAUAUCGAGACUAUUUUGGUGAAAGCAUCAGACUAGGGCUCGAAAAAGAUUAUAAGCUUUUGACGAACUCUGAAGCUCCUAAGCCAGGAAGUCUUGUUGCCAUGGACGCAGAGUUUGUUGAACUUGCCGGUGAGCAGGUGGAAAUUAGCUGCCGUGGCCAGCGGACCUUGAUCAACCCCAAAAAAACUGCACUUGCAAGAAUAUCAGUCUUGCGCGGUAACGACGGCGAUGACUUCGGUGUACCCUUUAUCGAUGACUAUGUGGUAAACACAAAUCAUAUCGAAAACUACCUCACUCGAUACAGCGGAAUUGAACCUGGGGACCUAGAUCCGGCAACUAGCACAAAGAUGUUAGUGCCACGGCAAAUUGUUUACCGCAAAAUUUGGCUGCUACUCCAAAUGGGAUGUAUAUUUGUUGGCCAUGGUCUCCAGAACGACUUCAGAAAUAUCAAUAUUUGCGUCCCUCGGGAUCAAAUAAGAGACACGGCACUGUACUUUCUACAAGGAAAACGUUACCUUGCUCUGAGAUACCUGGCAUUUUCUCUAUUGGAUUCCGACGUCCAAAGUGGUAACCAUGAUUCUAUUGAAGACGCUUAUACGGCACUUGCAUUGUACAGGAAAUACCUACAGCUUGUUGAAAGCGGAACUUUCGAAAUAACAUUGGACCAGAUUUAUGAAGAGGGACGGUUAUGCGGUUUCAAAGUGCCAGGAGACCGCAAUAUAGCAUUAAUGUGA